Molecule: messenger RNA, 444 nt
Organism: Penicillium egyptiacum
Lineage: Eukaryota; Fungi; Ascomycota; Eurotiomycetes; Eurotiales; Aspergillaceae
Source: the annotation of a GenBank genome assembly
AUGUAUGCUAUAUUUUAUGACCGGCAAUACUGGCAGAAUGCAAUGGCGGUGUCCGAUUCCCUACGAAAACUUAUCAGCAGAUCUCUGCCCCCGCUUGCGAUAGUUCCUCAUCCUCACCGCCUUCCUGGCGGUAGCAUCGAUAUGGAGAACGCCCCAACCUCCGAAGGGAAAGACCCCUCUGUCUUUUUGAGUGAGAUCAUCGGUGCGCCUGUGAUCGUGAAGCUAAAUUCCGGAGUGGUAUACAAGGGUGAAUUGCAAUCUGUUGAUGGCUACAUGAACAUUGCCCUCGAAAAGACGGAGGAAUAUGUGAAUGGAAAACUACGACGAAACUACGGGGAUGCUUUCGUCCGCGGAAAUAAUGUUGAUCCAAAAAUACACUAUUCGAUGUUAUCGAUUGGGCCCACCUAUGACAACCUGCAGGUGGAUAAGAAAGACACUCUUUGA